Aphanomyces invadans is the source of this 631-nucleotide messenger RNA. RefSeq lists its product as hypothetical. Gene Ontology annotation, molecular function: glutathione peroxidase activity. Bases 1 to 585 code for a protein of 194 amino acids. Gene Ontology annotation, biological process: response to oxidative stress. The transcript has 4 exons. NCBI's taxonomy places the organism in Eukaryota, Oomycota, Saprolegniomycetes, Saprolegniales, Verrucalvaceae. The record is from RefSeq and is a predicted model, not a curated record.
AUGUUCCACCGAUUGACGCGCCAAGUCCAGGCUGCCGCUGCGCCGCCGCACUCUCGAAGUUACACGAACAAGAAGGUGUUCCUGCCUCUAUUGCGCUCGUUCAAGCAAGUCAACUCGUCCGCGGCCUUGCCACCCACGCUCUUCCAGAAGAAGAUCGUCAUGGUCGUCAACACCGCGUCCAAAUGCGGCCUCACGCCACAGCUCAAAUCUCUUCAAGAACUGCACACUCGAUAUGCUGACAAAGGACUCACGGUCCUUGCUGUACCGUCCAACGAUUUUGGCGGCCAGGAGCCAGACGAUGACGCGACGCUGGAAGCUUUUUACAAGGCCGAGUACAACGUGGCGUUCCCUAUCACGACCAAGUCGAAGGUCCUCGGCGACGACGCGCACCCGUUCUACAAAGCCAUUAUUGAGCACUACACAGACGAAGUGUCUCCUUCGUGGAACUUUGAAAAGUUUGUUGUCGACGAGACCGGCGACCUCCGCGCUGUAUUCCCUCGCAACGUCGACCCACUCGAGCCUGAAGUUAUCAAAACCAUCGAGCUUCUCCUCAAGAACGUCGCGCCGGCGUCCACGUCGGCCUAAGUCGACCCGACAAUGCAUUCAACUCACGAUGAUCUUGUUCAUGGAA